This is a messenger RNA of Vespula pensylvanica (western yellowjacket), 2838 nucleotides long. RefSeq lists its product as uncharacterized. The transcript has 6 exons. NCBI's taxonomy places the organism in Eukaryota, Metazoa, Arthropoda, Insecta, Hymenoptera, Vespidae. The coding region runs from base 334 to 1239 and encodes 301 amino acids. The record is from RefSeq and is a predicted model, not a curated record.
AUAGAAUAAGUAGUGCCACGUGAUAAACGAAGAAGAGGGAGAGACGUUAAGGGGAAAGGGCUCGGAGGGAGAAGGACAACAGAUGUCCUACUGUAUGACGCACGGGGAUAUUUAGCCUUCGCGAGGAUAGUCGUUGCCUUGUUCCUGCACGUUGCGGAAGUAUAGUGGUUACGAAAAAAAGAGGUUAAUUUCGCUCUCUCUUCCUCUCUCUCUCUCUUUUCUUUCUCUCUUUCUCUCUCUUUUCCUCUAUCUCUUCUUUUCUCUUCUAUCACGCGUGCCAAAACAAGAUUUAUUUCCGAAAGGAUUCUCCUUCAAAUUACAAGAUAAUCCUCGAUGAUGUGCGAGAUUUCGAAGGUCCAACGAAGGAUCUUUCGCGAUCAGGACCCACCGCGAAUACGUGAGAAAGCAAAGGAUAAUCGUUUUUUGAAAAACGAAUCGGAAUUUUCCAAAUCUACGCCGAAUUCACCGACUGCAUUGCAACAAAGAGCUUCCACGGCCAGUUUGGAAAAGUGUUUGAGCGAGCCAGGAUUCUUAGAAAAAGAAUUGAAGAACGAGAAUUGUUCGAGAAUAAAGACAAAAGAAUUAGCUUCUUUUUCGUCAACCACGUCGUUAUCUCUGAAAGUUAACGCCGAUGAGAAACGAAAGGAAUCGUCUUCUUUUGUAUCGACGAACGUUCAAGAUUUCAUCGUCGAACUCUCUACGAAAGUGCCUUCCUCUUCGUCUUCUUCGCCGUCUUUCUCUUUUUGCGAUAAAAAGGUGAUUGCUAACGGUCUAAAGAACGAUUCCUCGGACAGCUGCGACGUUUUGACGAACGGAAGAAAAAUGGCACCGGUUUUGGGUGUCCCACCGCCACCACCACCUGCACCUCACAUGGGACCUGAUGGCCUAAUUUUACCUAGGAAACCUUACAACCCUUGCCUCACAUCUACCAAUCAUAAAGAUCUACGUAGAGAGUUACUUUUUAAUCAGAAAAUAGGUAGAAACGUGUUAAAUCAAAAAAGUGAGUUACAGAGAGCGUUAGAAAAGCAAAGAGAGAAUGCAUCUAGAAAAGAAGCUGAGAGAAUUCGUGAAGAAACUUUUAAAGAUGAUCCAAGGACAGCAUUGCAAAGGGCGAUAGAGCAAAGAGCAAAACAUAUUCAAAUAAUGCAAGAGCAAUCACAACCAACGAUGAUUGAGCCACCAAAUAAUCUCUUGAUAACGGCAAGAGCGAAAUUAAGACCGCGUACUGACUCGCAAUGAAUUAGAACAAAUGUGGAAAUUGGAUCGAGUGAAACGUGAACAAAACUAACGAUCAUUACGUUUUCCUUAAUGGAUUUUAAUAUCGGACGAUCAUUUUUUUAGGACGUAAUUUUGUGUACAUAGAUAUACAUACAUACAACAUACGUACAUACAUACAUACAUACAUACAUACAACAUACAUACAUACAUAUACACACGUGCAUAUAUAUAUAUAUGCACAUUAAAGAUCAUUUUUUAGAAAAGCAGGACCAUAAACUCGCACUCCUUAUAGCCAUAGGUAACAAAAAAGGCAAACGCGCGUAUUUAAGGAAAAAAAAGAUAUGUAUGUUCCACAUGAGAAUGACGAGUUUGUAAUAUCUCUUUCUUUUUUUCAUUUGUAAAGAUUGAACAGAGAAAAAAGAUAGAAAUAACUUUAGACUAUUUUUAUGAGGAGUACGAUUCGUAGUAAACGUUCAUACAUAGAUAGUUCAAUGAUAAAAUACGAAUCGUUGUAUCGACUGUUAAAUGUCGAUAUUAAUUGCCCUACAAGUUGCUUUCUAUUUAAACGUGGAAGUAUUAUGAUGAUGACGACGACGACGACAAUGAUGAUAAAGAUGAUGUAGAUUCGUGUUCAACAGACAAAGACGAAUUUAUUUAUAAUGAUAGUCUCUACACCAUGGUGAGAGAUUCUUCCGUGCCUCUACAUGGACUCGUUGCUGUUAGUUGGGACACACUAUACUUUCACUUGAUAAUAACCAUGAACCAUGAAAAAAAAAGUGUGUGAAAUUUACUCGACUCGUAGAAAAAAAUGUCGAUUUUCUUUUUCUUUUUCUAUCAAUUUUAUUAACUCUAUUAAAGAAGGACCAUAACUCUGACGCUUUCGGCUAAUAAAAUAUGUAAUGAUUUUUAAACUUUCUGAAUCUGGUAUAAUUUAUAGUCAGGCAAGCGGUCGAGACGCAAACACUGAAAUAAUAAUAAUUUUUUUUUUGGGUGAAACAUAGAGAGAAUAUUGAAAUCAAUAUCUUGGGACCAUACACAUAACGCAAGAUUGGAUGAUAAAGAAGAAGGCCUUAAAUGAAGUAGCAAAGCCAGAUAUAUGAUAUAAGAUUUUGUGGAAGAGAAAAUAUAUAUCUGUAUUGUAUCAUACCGUUUCAUAUAGUAAUAGUUAAUUAAUAAGUAGAAGCAUGUGGUUAUUGAUAAUGCAUACUGUUUCAAGACUGAAGGAACAUGGACGAGAUCAAGGCUUGAAUAUUCUAAUAUGUUUUAAAUUACUAUAUAGCGAAUUAAACAAUAUGAAAAUAGUAUCUAUUUGACGCACUUAUCAUCUCAUUGAUCUGAAAUAUCGUUGAGUAUAUAGUUCUCUUGAUAUAUAUAUAUAUAAUUAUAAUGAAAUCGUUUUUUGUAUCACUGCCACGUUUUCUGCACUAAAAUUUGUUUAUUGUUCGAACCAAGUUAAAUACAAUAUAUCAAGAGCGUGACGAUUAUCACAGUGGUACAAUUAAAAUUUCAAAUAUAUUUUAUUUCAUAUAGUGAUCUAUAAAACAUUCCUGUCAUUUCCGAUAAUAUAUAGGAGAAAUCAACAAUAAAGAGAAUACAAAAGCUAUUAAGAGAAAAACUCAA